This is a messenger RNA of Sphenostylis stenocarpa, 4902 nucleotides long. NCBI's taxonomy places the organism in Eukaryota, Viridiplantae, Streptophyta, Magnoliopsida, Fabales, Fabaceae. The record is from the annotation of a GenBank genome assembly.
AUGGUCUCUAACACACCCUUUCAUGGCGAGGACUAUGAUAAUGCGGGACUGAAUAUGUUCCUUGUGUUAGAUCCUGGAACACAAUUAUCUGAAGUGUUUCUUGCCAAAUCAUUUUCUUUCACUAGGAGUAUUGUCUCCAGUGCUGAAAAUGGCUUUUCUUGUCAUUCAAUGUGGACGAGAUUUCUGCUUGCAAUUGUGUUAUCCAAUAUUGUUUUCCUGCCUGUGUGUUAUGGUGCAAUUCGAGUUGAGGACCUUGAGAGAAGACUUAGAAUUACUGAAGGUCACAUUGAAGCAGGGAGGCUUUUGGCAUUUUACCAGGUACCAAAGCCAUUAAACUUUUUCCUAGGUGCUGAGUUGGAUGAAAAGGGUGUUAAACAGAUUAUACGUCUCAUUCUUUCUAAGUUUAUUCGCCGUCAGCCUAGCCGAUCAGAUAGUGAAUGGGCGAGCAUGUGGCGAGAUAUGCAGUCUUUGAGGGAAAAGGCAUUUCCUUUUCUGGACCUGGAGUAUAUUUUGACUGAAUUUUGUAGAGGACUGCUCAAAGCUGGAAAGUUUUCUCUUGCUAGAAAUUACUUGAAGGGGACAAGUUCAGUUGCUUUGGCGUCUGAGAAGGCUGAAAACCUUGUCAUUCAAGCAGCUAGGGAGUACUUUUUCUCAGCUUCAAGUCUUUCUUGCUCUGAAAUCUGGAAGGCCAGAGAAUGUCUUAAUCUAUAUCCGAGUAGUGGAAAUGUAAAGGCAGAGGCAGAUAUUAUUGAUGCACUUACCGUUAAACUUCCAAACCUUGGGGUGAAUAUUCUGCCCAUGCAAUUCAGGCAAAUUAAAGAUCCUAUGGAAAUUAUAAAAAUGGCAAUCACAAAUCAAAGUGGAGCAUAUUUUCAUGUUGAUGAACUUAUUGAGGUUGCAAGACUUCUUGGCUUAAGGUCUGCUGAUGACAUAUCAGCUGUUGAGGAAGCUAUUGCUAGAGAGGCUGCAGUUUCUGGUGAUUUACAAUUGGCAUUUGAUCUUUGUCUUGGUUUGGCCAGAAAGGGACAUGGUACCAUAUGGGAUUUAUGUGCUGCAAUUGCAAGAGGUCCUGCCCUUGAUAAUAUGGAUGUGGACUCUCGAAAGCAGCUAUUAGGAUUUGCUUUAAGCCACUGUGAUGAGGAAUCUAUUGGUGAGCUUCUCCAUGCAUGGAAAGAUCUAGAUAUGCAAGGGCAGUGUGAAAUAUUGAUGAUAUCAACAGGGACAAAUCCUUCCAAAUUUUCGGUGCAAGGCUCAUCAUCUCUAAACUCACUUCCAAAACAAAGUUUUCAAAAUAUACUAGAUGGAAAUGAUUGCUUCCAGGAGUUUGAUAAUAUUGGUGCUGACAAUCAGGAUGUUCAUCUUGAGAAAACUAGAGAUGAGCUUUCCAUAGUUGCAAAAACCUUGGCUAUUGGGGAUCGAACUGAUUGGGCAUCAAUCUUGACUGAAAAUGGGAAAGUUCUGUCUUUUGCUGAUUCACAGCUCCCUUGGUUGAUUGAAUUAAGUAAGAAAGGAGAGCAUCAUAAAAAACUUAUUACUGGAAAGCAAUAUCUAAAUAUCAGAACACAAGCUGUGGUAACCAUUUUGUCCUGGUUGGCAAGAAAUGGAUUUGCUCCGAGAGACAAUCUGAUUGUCUCUCUAGCAAAAUCAACUAUGGAACCACCAGUCACCGAAGAGGAAGACAUAAUGGGGUGCUCCUAUCUUCUGAAUCUUGUGGAUGCCUUCACUGGGGUAGAAGUUAUAGAAGAACAACUCAAAAUAAGAAAAGACUAUCAAGAUAUUUGUAGUAUCAUGAAUGUUGGGAUGGCGUACAGCUUACUCCACAACUCUGGAAUAAAGACUGAUCCUUCGCAACGAAAGGAGCUAUUAAAGAGGAGGUUUAAGAAAAAGCAGGCAUCACCCAGUUCUGAUGAUAUGGAUAAACUUGGCAAGGUACAGUCCUCAUUUUGGAGAGAGUGGAAAUUGAAGUUAGAAGAGCAAAAACGUCUCACUGAGCAUUCCAGAGCACUAGAGAAAAUAAUUCCUGGGGUUGAGACAGAGCGCUUUUUGUCCAGGGAUUCCAUCUAUAUUGAGAAUGUUGUUAUCUCUCUCAUUGAGUCAGUAAAGUUAGAAAGAAAGCACAUUUUGAAGGACAUUUUAAAGUUGGCUGACACUUAUGACCUGAACUGUACUGAGGUGCUAGUGCGUUACCUAAGUGCUGUCCUUGUUUCUGAUACUUGGAGCAAUGAUGAUAUUACAGCUGAAGUUGCAGGUUAUAAAGGGGAAAUAAUUGGUAAUAGUGAGAAAACCAUUGAAACCAUCUCAACAAUUGUAUACCCUGCAAUUGAUGGGUGUAACAAACUUCGCCUUGCUUAUGUGUAUGGCUUGUUAUCGGAGUGCUACUUGCUACUGGAAACUACCAAAGAUUUAUCACCAAUAGUUCAGGUUGAUCAUGUAAAUGCCAAUCUAAGCUUAGCUCAAUAUUACAAGGUCAUCGAGCAAGAAUGUAAAAAUGUAUCCUUUAUCACUAACCUGAACUUCAAAAAUAUUGCUGGGCUACAUGGUUUGAACUUUGAGUGCUUUAGUGAUGAAGUUUAUGCAUGUAUUGAGGAAAGUAGCUUGUCAGCUUUGUCACAAAUGGUACAGACUCUUGUCAGUAUUUAUGGUGACUCAUUGCCUGAUGGUUUCAUGUCAUGGCAGGAUAUCUACAAGUAUUACGUCCUAAGUUUACUGAAAACAUUGGAGACUAAAGUUACUACUGAUUCUAGCAUUAGAACUCCUGAAUACCUGCAAGGCUUUAUAAACAAGCUUGAGCAGAGUUAUGAUUUGUGCCGAGUGUAUAUUAGGCUUUUAAGCCAGUCUGAUGCUUUGGGGAUCAUGAAGCAGUAUUUCACUAUAAUCAUACCUUUCUACGGUUCAUAUGGACUCCUACCUGACAAUUCAACAUGGCAAGAGUGCCUUAUUGUUCUUCUGAACUUUUGGAUGAGGUUGACUGAUGAUAUGGAGGAAAUUGCAUUGGAGGAAAAUUCAGGACAAACUAGUUGCUUCAAUCCACAAUGUUUAAUGAGUUGUCUGAAGGUUUUUAUGAAAUUGGUGAUGGAAGAUAUCAUCUCCCCUAGUCAGGGCUGGGGCAGCAUGUAUGGCUAUGUCAUUUGCGGCUUAAAUGGUGAUUCUUCUGCAGAAAUUUAUAAUUUCUGCAGAGCUAUGAUUUUUUCUGGUUGUGGGUUUGGUGCCGUAGCAGAGGUUUUUUCUGUUGCAUCAUCAGAAACUGGUUCAGCUUCUGAUUGUGGCACAGGUUCCCAGGAUCUUCCUCGUUUUUAUUUACAUAUUCUCGAAGCUGUUCUGUCUGAAUUGAUCAGUGGAUCCCAUGAGAGCCAGAACCUGUUUCAUAUAUUGUCUUCUUUAAGCAAGCUAGAAGAUGAUCUAAAAGUUAUGCAAUGUGUUAGACAUGUAAUUUGGGAAAGAAUGGUCCAGUUCUCUGACAAUUUGCAGUUGCCAAGUUCUGUCAGGGUUUUUGUGCUAGAGCUAAUGCAAUUUAUCUCGGGUAAAAACAUUAAGGGUUUCUCUACAGAAAUACUAGCUAAUGUUCAACCAUGGGAAGAAUGGAAUGAAUUGAUUUAUGCUGGUAGAAAGAGUGAGACCGAUGUUGACAAGUCUUUGCCAGAUCACAAAGACUCUUCUAGUAGGGUUACAAAUACUUUGGUUGCUCUUAAAUCAUCUCAGCUUGUGGCCUCAAUCUCUCCUAGAAUAGAAAUUACCCCUGAUGAUCUAUUGAAUGCAGACACGGCUGUGUCUUGCUUUAUGGGGUUGUGUGGAGAAGCUAGUGAAGAUCUUCACUUUGAUGCUCUGCUGACUAUUUUGGAAGAGUGGGAUGGACUUUUCACCGCAGGGAAAGAUGGAGAAACCAUUGCUGAAGCACCUGAUGGUGGAAAUGACUGGAAUAAUGAUGAUUGGGACGAGGGAUGGGAAAGCCUCGAGGAAGUAGACAAUCCUGAGAAAGAGAAGAAGAUAGAAGACUCUGUUUUUGUUCACCCUUUGCAUGUGUGUUGGACGGAGAUAUUCAGAAAAUUCAUUAGCCUAUCAAGGUUCAGUGAUGUGCUGAGACUUAUUGAUCAAUCAUCAUUAAAACCUAAUGCUAUGUUACUUGAUGAAAAUGAUGCCUGCAGCUUAAUCCAGAUGGCAUUAGGCAUUGAUUGCAUUCUGGCUUUGAAGAUGGCAUUAUUGCUACCUUACAAAACAUUGCAGUUGGAGUGUCUGGGUGCAGUUGAGGAAAGCACAAGACAAGGCAUCCCUCAAACAAGGGGCAAGGACUAUGAGUUAUUAAUUCUCAUUUUAUCUUCUGGAAUUCUCACGUAUAUCAUCACUGACUCUACCUAUGGUUCUAUUUUCUCUUAUACCUGCUAUUUGGUUGGAAAUUUAUCCAAUCAAUGUCAACAAGCUCUGGUGUCAUGUAGAGGAAUUCACAACAAUGAAGAUCAUGAAAAUCAGUUACUUCUUUUCACAAGGAUCCUUUUCCCUAAUUUCAUUUCAGAACUUGUGAAGGCUGAUCAACAUAUUCUAGCUGGAUUUCUUGUCACAAAAUUUAUGCACAGUAAUGAAUCACUUAGUCUCAUUAACAUUGCCGGGGCUAGUCUUAAUAGGUAUCUGGAAAUGCAGCUUCACAUGCUACAGGUCAACGAGUUCCCUGUUGAGAAGACAUGUAAAACAUUGAAAAAUACCGUUGGCCGUUUGAGAGGCAAACUUAGUAGUUUCAUUCAAUCCAUAUUGCCAUCGCUUUCUGCUAGUAGCGAGUACCGAACAUAUAUAUCUACGCGCGAAAAUGAUGCAAUAAUAAUAUUAUAUUACACAAUAAAUGCAGCUGUCGUUGCUUAUUGCAUUCCUAGUCAGACACAGCAAUUAACGAAAAUGGGUGUUAUUGUUGCAUGA